UUUUUGAGGUUAUAAAUACAGUAACUGCAAGUUUCCGAAAUUGUGCUGAAAUGUGCGUUUUUAAAGUUCAAGUCUUCAAGCACAGCAGUUGAUUUGCGCAGAAAAUCAAUCUACUAGUAAUCUCAAUCCUCAUUGGUUCGUAGUGUUUAUAUCAUCGCUUUAUGGGUUCUUCAAUCAGCACCUUUGCCCGCAAGUGUUGAGCAAUACCUACCUGGGUUCAUAGUUUUACCGAUAUGAUGCAAGCAAUAACCUUCAGAAAUACUAUUAUCGUUUCAUAAAUUCAAGAACUUCAUUAGUUCACGCUGCUUCUAAUUGGAAUUAAACUCAGUAAUUUCAACCUAGAGCAAUGGAGAGUUAACACAGAUUUCUAAAGGCGAGAAAAGUACAUUAAAGCAAAAUGCCAGUUCCAUUAGGAGUGGGUGGAGUGUCACAGUCUGGACCAUCCUGUUUCGACAGAAUGAAAAUGGGAUUCAUGAUCGGCUUCUGCGUCGGCAUGGCAACAGGAGGCCUUUUCGGGGGCUUUAAUGCAUUUAGGUACGGGCUAAGAGGGCGAGAGCUUGUGAAUAAUGUCGGUAAAGUUAUGGUACAAGGAGGAGGUAGUUUCGGCACGUUCAUGGCAAUUGGUACUGGUAUUCGGUGUUAGUCUCCUAGAAGCAGACUAUUCUUGAAACCAAAUCAACAUCUGUAGCUGAGCCUAUUUUUAGCUACAGUUGUCUCAAAUAGGUACCUUACCCUCUCUGCUGUUUCAUGAUCUUUGUUUAGUUUAGCAAAUAAUCAAGCUAAGAAGUAAUUUUAGACUGAACUGCAGGAUUUAAUUCCUACAUUCUGCAUUUGAUUCCUUCUCUGUUAAUUUCAGUUGUUUUAAUGUCAUUUUGUUUAAGUAAAUGUGAUACCAAUAAUCACAAA
Messenger RNA from Bemisia tabaci, 906 nucleotides. RefSeq names its product reactive oxygen species modulator 1. Gene Ontology annotation, biological process: protein import into mitochondrial matrix; protein insertion into mitochondrial inner membrane. NCBI's taxonomy places the organism in Eukaryota, Metazoa, Arthropoda, Insecta, Hemiptera, Aleyrodidae. The record is from RefSeq and is a predicted model, not a curated record. Gene Ontology annotation, cellular component: TIM23 mitochondrial import inner membrane translocase complex.